Molecule: messenger RNA, 1043 nt
Organism: Dermatophagoides pteronyssinus (European house dust mite)
Lineage: Eukaryota; Metazoa; Arthropoda; Arachnida; Sarcoptiformes; Pyroglyphidae
Product: epidermal retinol dehydrogenase 2-like
Cellular component (GO): lipid droplet
Molecular function (GO): oxidoreductase activity, acting on the CH-OH group of donors, NAD or NADP as acceptor
Source: RefSeq, a predicted model, not a curated record
AUGAUAAUGUUACUUGAUUGAAAUUUUAUUUUCAUUUCGUUCAUAAUCAUCAAUAUGGAGAGAAUUAAAGAAUUUUUCCUAUUAAUUUGGAAUCUUUUGGUUGUUUAUUUUGAAAUUAUUCGAUCAUGGUUUGAAUCGGAGAAUGAACCCCGAGAUUUUUAUGGAAAAGUUAUUGUUCUGACUGGUAGUGCACAAGGUUUGGGUAGAGAAAUGGCAUUGCGAUUAAAUCGUCUGGGUGGCGUACGUUUAGCAUUAAUCGAUAUCGAUCGUAAUCGUAAUGAUGAAUUAAUUGAACGAUUGAAAACUGAAUCACCAAAUGCUGAUAUUAUUGGUUAUGAAUGUGACCUGUCCGAUAGCUCGGAUAUAGAUUUUUGUUGUGGUCAAAUUCUUAAACAUUUUGGACGUGUUGAUAUUCUGAUCAACAAUGCUGGAAUUGUUCAAUGUAAAUCAUUUCUUGAAUUGGAAGCCAAAGACAUUCGACGAACAUUUGAUGUGAAUGUUUUUGCACAUUUUUGGUUGAUAAAACAAUUUCUACCAGGAAUGAUUGAUCGUGGAACUGGUCAUAUUGUGGCAAUUGCGUCGGCAUGCGGAUUAUCUGGCAAAGCAAAUCUUGUUGAUUAUUGCGCUGCAAAACAUGCCGUUGUUGGAAUGAUGACAGCAUUUGAUUGUGAAUUACGACAAUUGAAUCUUGAUCAACAAAUCCGGCUGACAACUGUUUGUCCGAUAACAAUUGCAACCGGAAUGUUUCGUUAUCCAACAACCCGAUUCUCAUCAUUAUUACCGAUAUUAUCACCGGAUAAAGUUGCCAAAACAAUUAUCGAUACUAUUCGAAAAUCAGAUCCAUCAUCAACAUUCUUGAUUACCAUUCCAUCAUAUACCUAUUGGUUAAUUUUGAUUGAAAAAAUGAUUCCACGUAAAGCAUUUGCAUUUAUCGAUCAAUAUUUAUCAUAUCAAGUGGGAAAACAUUGAAAAUGUUCCACUCAACAAAGACCAAAGUAUCGAAAUUUAAAAAAGACUUGAAUUUUUAUAAUUAUUAUUAUCAA